Brassicogethes aeneus is the source of this 1773-nucleotide messenger RNA. Lineage: Eukaryota; Metazoa; Arthropoda; Insecta; Coleoptera; Nitidulidae. The record is from the annotation of a GenBank genome assembly.
AUGGAUUUUAUUGAUUUAGUGAUUGACGCCAGUGGAUUUAUUCCUUCUGGAAUGCUUCAGUCAAAUUUGUAUGACAUUGGAAAUUACGAUGAAUGCUUUAAUAUACUUGAUGAAGUCGACAAUCAAAAAUUAUAUGGAAAAUAUUGUUUAGGUACAAUAACUCUAAAAUACAAUAACACACAAAUACCAGUACGAUCUGGUCGUUGUUUACCUAAUUUUUGCACCAGAGAAGAUUUUUCCAAAGUAUUUUCUGAAGUAAUUUUUACUGAUGAAUUUUGCUACACCAAAGCAGAACCCAAGCAUUUUGAUGAUAUUGACAUGUUAGCAUUAGAAAUUUUUGGAUUUUUUGCUGUCCUAGUAAUACUUAGUACUGUAUAUGAUUUAAUUUUAUAUUAUCUAGAAAAAAAACCAUACCACUAUGCAUUAUUGGCAUUUUCUCUUUUGUCAAAUGGGCGAAAAAUAUUAAAAACCAGCUCAAACACUGGACAACUAUCGUGCAUCAACGGAAUAAAAUCAAUUAGUUGUUUAUGGGUUAUUUUUGGUCACGUACAUAGCAACAUAUUGGGAACUGGACUUAUAAAUCCAUUUGAUACCAACAAUUUUAUUCAUGAAACAAAAAAUAUUUAUAUCCUGGCAGCCCCUAUAUCUGUGGACACGUUUUUAGCUCUUGGAGGACUUCUAAGUGUUUAUACUUUUAUGAAAACUAAAGUUAAUGUGCCUAUAAUGUAUUUACUUAGAAUUUUAAGAUUAACACCUGCCUAUGCAAUAAUUAUCCUCGUGCAAUCAUCGUUGAUUCGUUAUUUGGGCAGUGGACCUUUUUGGGGGGCAAAUGAAUACACGGUUCAACCUUGUAGACAAUAUUGGUGGUCCGCACUUUUGUACAUACAAAAUUAUGUCAAUCCCACUAGCAUGUGUUGUCUUCAUACGUGGUAUUUAUCAUUGGAUAUGCAAUUAUUCCUGGUCUCACCAAUAAUAUCAUUUCCUUUGGUAAAAUGGCCAAAGGCUGGACUUAUCGCCAUUAUGUGCUACAUUUUUCUUGGGUUUGUAAGUCCUUUUUUGGUUACCUAUAUUCUGGAUGUACCAGGAUCAAUGAUUACUUGGUCUUUAGAUACUUAUUAUACUAAAUAUUAUUUCCAACCAUACACCAGAUUUGGGCCAUAUGUUAUUGGUAUGUUAUUUGGUUGGAUUAUUUAUAAACAUAACAAACAUGGAGACUUCAUACAAUUUCCACCAAAAUACAAAAAAAGUAUUAUUUUCACACUUUGGUUAAUAAUUCUCAGUGGGCUUUUGGCAUGCACAUAUGGCGGAUCUGAUAUUAUAACAGAAAAGGAAACAGGAAUAUGGGCAAGAACAUUUUACAAUGGAUUUAAUAGGAAUGCAUGGGCAAUAUUGGUUUGCCUUAUGGUUACACUAUGUGUUACUGGCUAUGGAGGACCUGCAAAUGCCUUCUUGUCCAUGCCAGUCUUCCAGAUUCUAUCAAAGUUAUCAUAUUCUAUUUAUUUAGUGCACUUUUUGGUAGUACUUGUUCGGUAUAUGAGCAAAAAAGUCACCAUGUACUUUUCUGAAACUAAUGUCAUGUAUGAAUUUUGUGGAGAUUUUGUGAUCACUUUGCUUAUAGCAUUUUUUCUUUGUGCUAUUUUUGAAUAUCCUAUUAUAUGUUUGUGUAGUAAUACUAUAAAACACAAAUAUAAAAAAGAAAUCACGGAGAUUAAAUAAGAAAAGAAACUCUGGUCGAGUAUAUAUUAUUUUUAAUAAGGAUUUUUUAGAUUGUUC